Trematosphaeria pertusa is the source of this 2056-nucleotide messenger RNA. Its product is annotated as benzoate 4-monooxygenase cytochrome P450. NCBI's taxonomy places the organism in Eukaryota, Fungi, Ascomycota, Dothideomycetes, Pleosporales, Trematosphaeriaceae. The record is from RefSeq and is a predicted model, not a curated record. Bases 87 to 1751 code for a protein of 554 amino acids. Gene Ontology annotation, molecular function: oxidoreductase activity, acting on paired donors, with incorporation or reduction of molecular oxygen; heme binding; monooxygenase activity. The transcript has 3 exons.
CUAUCGAGGACUGGUCGACAACCGACGUCCUUGCUUCACAGCACAGCGAAAAGUUCGAGAGAAUUGGAUUGCAUCAGCGCGCGAAAAUGCACGCCACGUUCCUGCCCUCGGUGCAGGGCGUGUUGGCGAGAUGUUCAAGCAGCGAGCUCGUGCUGCUGUGUGUGCUUGCGCUGCUUGUUUGGUACCUCCUCAUCCUCAUCUACCGCCUCACACUGCACCCUCUAUCCCGCUACCCAGGGCGUCUCUCAGAAAGACUCACAGACUGGCCCCUGGUAUUCUCCUGCAUCAGAGGAAACCGGCACAUCAAGCAACUGCUCGCGCAUGAGAAAUACGGCCCCAUCGUCCGCGACGGCCCCAACAGCCUCUCCUUCCGCUCCCCGCAGGCGCUAAAAGCCAUCUACGGCGCGGGCGCGCACGUAAAAAAAGGCGCCUGGUACCUAACCCUCGACAUCUCCGCAGGCGCGCCGUCCGUGCAGAUGGUGAUCGACCAGCAGCAGCACGCGCAGCGGCGGCGCGUGAUGGCGCCCGCCUUCUCGGAGAAGGCGCUGCGCGACGCAGAGCCGCUGAUCGGCGCGACGGCGCGUAAGCUGUGCGGCAAGCUAACUUCUGACGUGCUGGCCGGCUGCGAGACGGGCGAGUGGAGCCGCGGGGUUGAUCUGCAGCAGUGGAUUGCGUACUACGGGUAUGAUUUCAUCUCCGAUCUGGCGUUUGGGAGGAGCCUCGAGCUGCUGGAGCUAGAAGAGCAUCGCUUUGUGCCGGGGACGCUGAGGAGCGCGAGCCAGUUUUUGUAUUAUGUGGGCUAUCUGCCGUUUGCGGCGCUGGUAAGGCCGCUGAUGGGGACGAGUGUGCAGGAUCACUUCCCGGGGCAGUCGGCGCGGGACUCGCUGCGGUAUACGAAUCUGGCGAAUUCGAGGCUGGCGGAGCGGAUUGAGCGGGAGAAGAGGCGGAAGGAAGGUGGUGGUGGUGGUGAUGAUGAUAGUGGUGAAGGGGCAGAGAGAAAAGACACCUUCCACUAUCUGCUCAACAGCAAGGAUCCGAUGACGGGGAGGGAGUUCACAGUCGAGGAGUUGCAGGCCGACACGUCUCUGCUCAUUGCGGCGGGCAGCGACGGCGUCACCCUCGCCGUGUGCGCGCUGCUCUUCUACGCGCUGCAGCAGCCGCUGAUUCUGCACACGCUGGCCACCGAGAUCCGCGAGGCGUUCGCGACACCAGACGAGAUCCGGACCCCGAAGCUGAACAGCCUGCGCUAUCUGCACGCCUGCAUAGAAGAGAGUCUGCGCCUGGCGCCGCCCAAACCAGGGAGCUUGCCGCGCAUCGUGCUGCCCGGCGGCACGGAGAUCGAGGGCCAGCACAUCCCCGCCGGAACCACAGUCGGCGUGUCACACUACGUGAUCCAUCGCAACGCGGACAUAUUUCCCGAGCCCAGCAUGUUCCGGCCCGAGCGGUGGAUAGUCGGAGGCGACGGCGAAGGCGGCGUCAGUGCCGAGCAGCUCGCGGCGCAGAAACGAGCGUUUUGCCCCUUCGGCAUUGGGCCGAUGAACUGCAUCGGGCGCAACACGGCGUAUCUUGCAAUCAAGCUGGCCCUUGCCCACUUGCUGUGGCAGUUCGAUGUCAGAGUUGACGGGAACUUGACUGGAGGCGGGGGCAAGGACUUGGAGGAGGGGAGGAGGGAUGAGACGGAGUACCAGAUGUACGAUUGGAUUAUUGGAUUUCCGAAUGGGCCUAUGGUGCAGAUACGGUCACGGGUCUAGAAGGGCGACGCUUCUGAUGGAGGGCGAGUAUGAGACUGGCGAAGGGUGUAUGUAUGUAUCCGUCAUGGCGGGAGGGACGCCACGUGCUUGUCGUCUUACCCACGUGGCGGGUGGCGGACAGAAGCGUGCCAGAGAUGUAAGGGAGCGAGGAUGGAGCGGAUUUCGGAACUCGUAGAAAAGUGUGGCAAGAUCUUGGUCUGUUGGGUAUUGACGCGAUAUCCUUUGCAUCCAGACCAUGGCCAUCUGUCUGAAAUUAUCUUAUAUCAGCUCAGAAGGAGCCAAAGACCACGAGGGUGCCGUUGCAA